AUGGAACCAGGGAUCACCAACCAGUCAUUCAUUUUCUCCUACACUGACUUUACUCUCUUGGGUUUCCCUGGGAUAUCUCGAUGGAGGCCCCUCCUGGCAAUCCCAUUCUUUACUAUGUACCUAGUUAUCCUGAGUGGGAAUUCUCUCCUCAUCUGUCUCAUCUGCAUUAAGAAGACCCUCCAUUCCCCCAUGUAUUUGCUCAUCUCUGUGCUCUUUGCCAUUCACAUCACCAGUUGUACUGCCAUAUUGCCAAAAUUCCUCCUAGACUUGUUAUUCCAACUCAACCAAGUUUCCCUGACUGGCUGUCUUCUGCAGAUGUUUGUUAUCUACUUCAUGGCAGUGUGUGAGUCCAAUGUUAUGGUAUUAAUGUCCUUAGACAGAUACGUAGCAAUCUGUAGGCCACUGCAUUACCAUAACAUCAUGACAAAGAGGUUCCUGGUCUCCUUGACAUUUGUUAUAAUAAUUCAGAGCUUCGCCCUGGUUUGCCCAUUUGUCAUAUUUCCCUCUAUGACCCAGUUCUGCAAGUCCAACACCAUCCUGCACUUUGCCUGUGAACACCUGGCUCUUCUCAGUCUUGGAUGUGGAGACACCACCAAACUAGAGAAAGCCGGGCUGAUUAUACGCAUUCUUGUUCCUGUACGUGAUGGAAUUCUACUUAUGAUUUCCUACUCAACCAUACUCUACACAGCCAUGAAAACUGCCACAGGGAAAUCCCGACACAAAGCUCUAAACACCUGUGGGACCCACUUACUGGUGGCAGUGUUGGCCUAUGUGUGCGCGUUGGCAUCUUCCAGUGUGUGGAAAGUGGAAGCAACAGUUUCAGAAGAUGUUAAGCAUCUGUUCACUGCACUCUACAUUGUUAUCCCAGCUGCCUCAAACCCCUUUAUAUAUGGACUGAGGAUUUCAAAGAUCAGAAAGACUCUGGUUAAAUACUGGAGAGAAAGGAAAAUAUUGUUCUCAUCAUGA
Molecule: messenger RNA, 966 nt
Organism: Xenopus tropicalis (tropical clawed frog)
Lineage: Eukaryota; Metazoa; Chordata; Amphibia; Anura; Pipidae
Gene: or55f3b
Product: olfactory receptor family 55 subfamily F member 3B
Exons: 1
Coding region: 1-966 (321 amino acids)
Biological process (GO): signal transduction; detection of chemical stimulus involved in sensory perception of smell; G protein-coupled receptor signaling pathway
Cellular component (GO): plasma membrane; membrane
Molecular function (GO): olfactory receptor activity; G protein-coupled receptor activity
Source: RefSeq, a predicted model, not a curated record